Messenger RNA from Mytilus trossulus (common blue mussel), 673 nucleotides. RefSeq lists its product as uncharacterized. The transcript has 3 exons. Bases 77 to 670 code for a protein of 197 amino acids. Lineage: Eukaryota; Metazoa; Mollusca; Bivalvia; Mytilida; Mytilidae. The record is from RefSeq and is a predicted model, not a curated record.
GCUAUAAUUAGACAUGACAAUUUAGAAGUGGGUUGUUUUCAAAAAAUUAAAGAUCUUUAAAUUGGUAAUUAGGUGAAUGUUGCUUAAUAAUAUAUUUUCAGUACAUGUAACACACAAACAAAAUAUGGACCCUGAAAAAUGGCAUGUACUUGAUGAUUUUCGAUGUCCAGUAGAAGGUUGUGAAGGAGGACGAAUUCCGUGUAAGUGGACUUGUGAAGAGGACAAUACUUUGAUUCUACUUUCUCAGACUGGUUUCAUGAAAUGCAGUAAAACAAUACAAGGAAAGGCAGCACAUUACGGACAGGUCUGUGUAUGGCGUUGGGACUGUGGCCGACAUGGUGACCAUCCUUUCACUCGAUUUCAAGAGGCUGAUUUUCAGGGAUUUGCGUUCGCAUUAUCACAUGCUCUGCAACUCACUAGUAAAGCAGGUGCUACGUGGGUUGCAACUCUUUGUAUGGAGUUAAACAAGCAAUAUAUAAACCGUGACUCCUCAACACCAGCAUCAUCAGGCAAUACCUGUAGCAUUUGUCUAGAUAGACCAGUUGAUGUCUAUCUGUAUCCAUGUGGACAUACAUCUUGUGAGCAAGAUGCAAAAGAACUUCAAAAGAGAAACAAUCAGUGUCAUUUAUGUAAAGCCACGUUUACAAGCAUAAAUAAAAUAUUCUUCUGACAA